ACUAUAAAUACCGUAGCAAUUUGUUUAAGCUUCACAAGUUUUCGAACGUUCGUUGAAAGCAGUACUAAAAAUGAAAUUCUUCGCUUUGUUGGUAGUCGCCCUUUUGGCCGCAACUGUUUCUGCUUCCGGCACCAGACCUCCUCAUGUGCACAAUGCCAUCACCGGUGGAGGCGCUUAUUAUCAUUUUUGGGCCGGCGUUGAGGGUUUAAUGCACGCCCUUGAGGAAGUCAUCCCUGAACCUUGGUAUCAUUUCAUCCAUGAAAUCUAUCAAUACAUGCAAACUGUCUACGAAAUGAUUCCCAAUGAUUUGACUAACGCCUUCAACAACGUUUGGAACACUUGGCCCAGCUACAAACAAUUCUUUACUCCUGAAUUUGUUAAUGCCGCCGAGGAGCUCUUCCAUACCAUGUGGAGCACCUUCUUCCCUCAUGAAUUCUACACUGUUCUUGAAAACAUUUACGAGCGUUUCCCUAAAGUUACCGAUUUAUUGCCCAAGGAAUUCUUAACCACCUUAAGCAAAUAUUUGGAACAUGUACCCCUUAUAAGAGAACCCAUGAAACAAUGGAUGUUGGUUAUGGAACAAUUGAUGCCUCAUACUCACCAUCAUUAAAUCAUGUUUUAAAGUAGAACAAAGGAAGAAAAAUUUUUUGUAAAGACAUGCAAUGAAACAUACAUAAAAAGCAUAAAAAUAAAAA
Messenger RNA from Glossina fuscipes, 695 nucleotides. RefSeq lists its product as uncharacterized. NCBI's taxonomy places the organism in Eukaryota, Metazoa, Arthropoda, Insecta, Diptera, Glossinidae. The transcript has 2 exons. Bases 71 to 610 code for a protein of 179 amino acids. The record is from RefSeq and is a predicted model, not a curated record.